AUGGCUAUCCGAAUCGCUCUGCUUGAUCCAGCGCGUACUUAUGAACACAAACUUAGUGAUUUGCCUGUUGGUGGCAAAAUGAUUAGACAGUUCCACAACAAAAAUGAUUUUCUUCGCUUCAUGUACCACACACCACUUAAUUCAAACGAUGAAACUGUCUCAUUUAUUCUACCCGAAGCAGUGGCCCAAGAUGAAGUUACUAAACUGCAGCAGUACAUUUCGAGUUCACAAUUAAGUCCCGUUAAUAUCUAUGUGUAUAGAACGAAUGAUACGAGUACAGUGAAUGACGGUGGAUUGCAAAUGCGACGAACAUCAUUCACUCAAGAAUCAUUAUAUGGCUGCAACAUUGUUCGAGAUAUAUUCGAUGAAAGUCAAUUGAUGGAAAAACUGCAAGGUUUAAUAAGUCAGCUGCCCGAUUUGAAUCAAGUCAAUAGUAACUAUGACAUUUAUUCAGAAAACUAUUGUUAA
Molecule: messenger RNA, 468 nt
Organism: Didymodactylos carnosus
Lineage: Eukaryota; Metazoa; Rotifera; Eurotatoria; Philodinida; Philodinidae
Source: the annotation of a GenBank genome assembly